This is a messenger RNA of Gongylonema pulchrum, 285 nucleotides long. The record is from the annotation of a GenBank genome assembly. Lineage: Eukaryota; Metazoa; Nematoda; Chromadorea; Rhabditida; Gongylonematidae.
AUGGAAAGUGGGGAAGACAUCUUACGCGACGAAGAGCUGCGUGUCGGGAACGUAAAGGUUUAUGUGGAGUCAACACAUGGUGAAACGACUGGGAUUGUGGAACAGGUCUUUCCAGCGCUGCUGCUAGGUUCCCAAAAGGCAAUUCCUAAAUUGGUGAAGCACAUCUACAGCCACUUGGCGGCUUAUUCUCGCCGAAUCGAUGAAGGUGUUCCUGACAUCAUCUUUUCGCUCAUCGCGUCUGAGAAUCUCAUUGAUUUACAGGUGGAUUAUCCUCGAAAACUUUGA